GCUCCUGAAAAUCGCAACGUCCGGGUGUUACUUCCGUCAAUCGUUAUCGAAAUUCAUUUGGAUAAAGGCAGCGCUCGCUGCUCGAAUUCGAGUUUAGGGAUUGAGCGCCGAUCCAUAUGAUCCCUCUUUCGAACGAGUCGUACCGCCGCUCGAGCCGGCUAGACCUAGGCUGCGGCAUGGGAGGUAGGGACGGCGCGCCGGCGUCUGACGUGCGCUAGGGCAGCAGCAGGCACAUCAGCCUUGGUUUAACAGAGGGAACGGCGGACAUCGAAAGUAGUUGGCGAUCUGCACUCAACUACUCACAAUCAGUAGUCGGUCGUCGGACGCUGGUUAGUUGAGCGAUCAGCGCCGAGAGAUUGGUCGGAUCGUUGAGUAUAGUUUUUCGUACCCUGAGUUAGCACAAUCAGGCCUUAAACUCCGUUCGAUUCUGUGCAUCGCCAGUGUAUUCGCCGAACGCCAAGUGCGAGCUGCACCAGCGUUACCCCGGGAGCCUGAAAGACCUUCCGUGUCUCCGUACCUGUGCGGUGGGUAGCAGUUUCUUUAUCACUCCCGUUUACCGUCCGGUACGCUAGUUGUGUUGUUAUAUUCGUCCAACGAGUCACGAGUGACAAGUGUCGUGCACCGGAUGUUUGUUUGCGUGCCGUGCUAGGUGCGGGACGAGGUGCGACACCGUCCCCUGCUAUUCUCAACGACGAUGUCUUCGCGGAUCUGAUACGGCUUCCGGUAGAAAGUCGUAACUUCAUCUGGGACAAGAGGGGGCUCAAAUUUUCUCUCGCCAGAGCGGAAGGGACUUCGUCUCAUGUCCUCUACGAAGAUAGCAGAUCUCUCGGAACAGGAUCACAGCAAGGUUCGGACGGAAGCGACGGAUGAAUUUUGUGAGACAAUACUUUUUUUCAUCACCACUACCGUCGGUCACCGCCACCAACAGCAUCACUCCCUCGGGUAACAACAAACGUUACGUUCGAAUCCCCCGCACUCCUUCGCCGCUCCGCGGCGCAAAUGGAUUUCUAAUGGAAAUGUAACAUCCACCGGGACUGGAUUUAAUUGGAAGCCGGACCGGCGAUCAGAAAAUUGAAUUUCGAAUCGCCGUGGGCCUGGGAGGCCGCAAUUAUCGCGGGGCUCGCCGAAAAUUCGGGGGGUAGCAAAGAAGCGGGAAUCGUCGUCGCGUCAACUGUGAAGUAAUCUCGGUCGCAUAUGUUCACUAGCGGCACCUGUUCCUCGCCGAUCUUUCUGUCACUUCGACCUCCGUGUCUGUCCGGGUCCGUAUCCAGACGGGUAAUGAAGCCAGGAUAGACGCACGCUAAUAAUUUCGGUUCGCAAACCCGGCGAAAUCAUUUCGAGAUGUACAAAAUCCUGAGACGCGGUACCGGCCGGACGUUCGUCUUGUGCGGUGUUGUCAUAUCCCUUUUGCUCUGCAUUUACUACGUGAGCCAGGCUCAGACCCCACCGCCUGGGCCCGUAAACGUCCUCAACGAGGGACUCCGGUACGACAGAAGCCUGACCCCUGAAUCUCCCGCCCCGAGUGAUUAUCCCGACGCCAAGGUCUCGACGGACAACUGCCCGGUCAUCGCACCCAGCAAAACCGACGUCGACACGCAGGAGGUCUUCAACAAGUUCGAGUUCCAGCCCUCUUGGAUGCGGAGUCGAGAGUACUGGGACGACAGUUUCGAACAACGUUACGCUCAACUUAAAAAGGACGAACACCGACUACCCUUAAAGGUCAUCGUGGUUCCCCACAGCCACGCGGAUCCGGGAUGGCUCAAGACUUUCGAGCAGUAUUUUCAUUCCUCGACGAGGGGAAUCCUCAACAACAUGGUGACGAAACUACAGCAGUGGCCAAACAUGACCUUCAUUUGGAGCGAAGUUUCCUUCCUCUCGCUAUGGUGGGACAGUGCUCACCCGACGAAGAAAAGGGCGGUGAAAAAGCUGGUCAAGGAAGGAAGACUGGAAAUGACAACCGGCGGUUGGGUUAUGACGGACGAGGCAACCUCGCACAUUUAUGGAAUGCUAGACCAGCUCAUCGAAGGACAUCAGUGGCUCAAAACCAACUUAGGAGUUGCGCCGGAGUCCGGAUGGGCCGUGGACCCUUUCGGACACGGGGCGACGGUCCCUUACCUACUCAAGUCCUCGGGUAUUUCCGGUACGGUAAUUCAACGAAUCCAUUACGCGUGGAAGCAAUGGUUCGCUAAGCACCAGUACGGUGAUUUUCAUUGGCGUCAACCUUGGGACCACACCGGCUCUACGGACCUGCUGACGCACAACCAGCCCUUCGACAUAUACAGCAUAAAACACUCUUGCGGUCCGCACCCGCAUAUUUGCCUAAAUUUUGACUUUCGGAAAAUCAACGGCGAGUACAACGAGUACACGGUGCGGACCGUCGAGGUCACGAAGAAGAAUGUCAAGCAGAUAGCCGAACUGCUGCUGGAACAGUACGCUCGGACCGGUUCUCUCUUUCCGCACAACGUCGUUCUGAUGCCACUCGGGGACGACUUCCGUUACGAUCAUCCGAUAGAGUGGGACCAGCAGUACACCAACUAUAAAGCCCUGAUGGACUUCAUAAACGAGAGAAAGGAGGAGUACAACGCGGAGGUGGUCUUCGGAACCCCGAGAGAUUACUUCAGAGAGAUCGAGACGCGUAGGCAGCAGUACCCGACCCUGAAAGGGGACUUCUUCGUAUACUCGGACAUCUUCAGCGAAGGACGCCCCGCCUAUUGGAGUGGCUACUUCACGACGCGUCCGUACAUGAAGAUCCUCGAUCGCGAACUCGAGGCAAACCUGAGGUCCGCCGAGAUCCUGUACACCGUGGCUUUGAACGUCGCCAAGCAAUCCGCGCAGGAUAUAAAGCUCUUCGAGACUUACUUCGAAAAAAUUGUGCGGGCGAGACGGAACCUGGGACUCUUCCAGCACCACGACGCGAUCACGGGGACCUCGAAGUCGGUCGUCAUGAAAGAUUACGCGCUCAAGCUGUUCGAGUCGUUAUCCGAUAUGACGAGUCUGCAGAGCUUCGUGAUCCAGUCGCUGGCCGUUACUGCCCCGAAGACGAAUUCGGUGUACGUUAUACCCGAAUCGGACAGAGAUAGCUACGAAAAACUUCCGAAGAAAAUUCCUAUAGUGUUGAAUAAUCUCGAAAUUCGACAGAUUCUCCUAUUCAAUCCACUCGCCCAGACCCGUCAAGAAGUUAUCACGCUCAAGGUGACCUCUCACCUCGUCAGAGUCCUCGAUCCCCACAAGAAUCCGAUACCUUACCAGAUCAUUCCAGUGAUGAACGCGACCAGCAUAACGCACGAUGUUUACACGGUACUUUUCAUCGCCGAACUGCAUCCCUUGUCUAUCGCGACUUACCAUAUUCAGCAUGUAGAAAAAAUUGCGCCGGAGGUACUUUCGGUAAUUUACUGCAGUCAUUGUGGCAAAGACACUUUGUUCCCAGUGAAAGCAAUGCAAACGGGCAACGUCCAGCUGGAAAAUGGGAAGAUAAAGCUUCUCUUCGACGGUCAGACGGGUUUUCUCAAGACCGUUACGAAGAAGGCUACGGGACGCAUAAUGCAGUGCGGUAUUCAAUUCGCGGCUUAUACAUCGGCGCAGUUUCACAGCGGUGCGUAUCUCUUCAUGCCGGAUCCGAUACUCCGCGACACCGACAAGGACGUACUCGAGGCGUACACGCCUCACCAGAAAAUCUACAUCGUCUCUGGUCUGUUGAGCGCAAGACUGACCGUGGAGUACGGUAAACUACUGGUGCAUCACGCCUCCAUAUACCACGUAGAGAACGGUCUCGCGGAGGCGGUGUACCUUAAGAACGUAAUAGACUUCGAAACUCCCCCUAAGAACCGUGAGACCGAAAUGUUCAUGCGGGUGCAGACCGACAUUCAGAACGAGGACCCGCCCGAGUUUUACACCGAUUUGAACGGGCACCAGAUGCUGAAAAGAACAAAGAUCGAAAAGAUCGGGAUCGAGGGAAAUUAUUACCCCAUUACAACGAUGGCGUACAUCGAGGACGCGACACAGAGACUCACUCUUCUCGUUGAUCACGCGCAGGGGGCCGCGAGCUAUCAACCGGGGUGGCUCGAAGUGAUGCUGGACCGGAGGACGCUCUAUGACGACGCUAGAGGAAUGGGUGAGGGGCUAUUGGAUAAUCGCAAAACGGUUUUCAAACACUGGCUCUUGCUCGAGGACGUUCACGGGAAUAGAGAUGCGUACUCGAGAGCGUCGCUAUUCGCUAACCACAUGAGCAACGCGCUCAAUUACCCCGUCAACGUAUUCGUACUUUCGAUCGAGGGCGCGGAGCAAGAAGUUAAGGUCAUCGCCGACACGCGACUGAUCACGCAGAGUUUCCCUUGUGACGUCCACCUUCUCAAUUUGAGAACCAACCACGAUCAAAAGCUCUCGCAUUUCCCGACGAACAGCGCACUGAUGGUGCUUCAUCGUCAGGGGUACAGCUGCUCGGUUGGGACCGACGCAAUAUUCAAGAACUGCCCUCCGGGAAAUAAAUUUUCACCGAACACAUCGUUCUACAGACUUGGGAUAAACGUCACCAAGACUUCGCUCACCGGUACAAAAGUACAAAAGCAAUUGAGCGACGGUUUUGCUGAGAUCGAUGUUGCGCCGAUGGAAGUGGAAACGUACGAUCUGCGUUUCGUCUAAUUGUAAGAGAGCGCGUUGCAUCGUUAGAACUCAAAACGAUUGAGAAGCCUUUCUAGAGGAGAUGAGGAGAAGGGGCUAUCGGAAGUCCUCUGACGACGGGUACUCCGAAAACGCGAUUCGUAGUAUUUUCAAAAUGACGAAAAAAAUUUUCAAAUUUUGGAAAGAUAAAAUAUUUAGCCACAUUCUGCUACAUGGAAAUAUGAAAUUUCUCAAAGUUUCGUGUAACUCGAGAGCAUCGUUCCAAAGAAACUAUACGAAACGCUUUUUUCGUAGAAGUCUUGUACAUAUCAGCCUCAUCUCCACCGAUAUAGUAUCUUAGGGAUUCUUUAUAGGUACAUACACAGCAGUAUUCACGAUGACGGCGUGAACUUCUGUAUGCGUGCAUCGAUACGUCGUGACGGCAAAAACGACUCGAUUGAAUCCAACUAUCUAUUUUCGUACGCUUUCGAAAUUUUAAGGCCAGCCAUUACAAGGGAGGGGGUUACUCACGGUUGACUUGGGAGUUUAUCAGGGUGGAUUCUUUCGCGUGACUCAACGUCUCUUUUUUCAGCUGCCAAAAUGUGUGUGUGUGUAUAUCUAUGAGCUCUAAAUGGGCUCGGUCUAGCGAUAUUCAUUUAAUUCGACACGUCGAUCGGUUACAUCCAAUUGAUUGUUAUUCGGAAAACUCACUUUUUUCUGUGCGUGCUGGACAGCAGAGUCACUUUCUAUACCGCGUCAAUUCCCACCUCAAUCCAAUACAGUCAAUUACCUAUACGUCGUGAAUUUUCGUGUACUCUGAUUACGAAUUUAAAUCGUGGAUUCUUGUGAACUUGACAAAUUUUUACCGGUAUUGUUGAUACAGGUUCGCAUGAUAUAGGAUAAUUUUGUGGGAGAUAUAUAGCCAAUGGUCAAAAUUUAUCAUCGAUUGACUUCGAGUAUCUGAAGCAAAAUCUUACCAACGUCGUAAGCCUGCAGCAUCUACACGUAAGCUUUGCUAAUAAAAACUUCGUCCUUCGAGGUAUACAACACACAUUUUUCAAGUGUACACAUAACAAUGUCACUCGCUUAAUAGUUGAUCGAUUAGUGUUUGUGACUUGGCGGCGUUUCGCUGCCGCAAAUCUUGAUGUGUGUAUGAAAUUAUGAACAUUAUGAAAUCAUUUUCAUUCGAUAACUGAACGCGGUAGGGAUCGUUCCCGCUUUGACAAUUAUCCACUCGUGGAAAAGAUUUUCCAAGUUGCCAGGAUCUUCCAAAAUAAAGGAAAAAUUUCGAAAAAUUAGAGGUGUCCUUUUUGACCGAAAUGAGCCGAAGGGACAAAAAAAAUCCCAGAGGGUCAGGCCGAUGAUAGUGGCACGGUGGAUGCACCGGUAAACGAUCCCUCAAAUUUUCUUGAUUGAUUUCAUCAAUUUUAUCUGAUUUGGUGAAUAUCGGGCAUACGCGAUCGACUGCAUCCUAAUUUUACGUACAUCUGUAGCUGAGUGGAAAUUUUUGUGUACAAGAAUUUGGCUCCUAUAUGCAGGAUGACCUUUCUACGUUCUCGCAGCUGAGAAUUCGCUCGCCCCUAUUUUCCGAUAAGAUUUAUACAUAUUCUGUAAUAUAGAGUCAUUUAUGUCUGUACAAGAAUUAUUUAAUGAUAUACUGUAAUAUAUUAUAUGUUUGUGCUGUCUCUAGAGGAUAUAUAUACCUAUAUAUUGCAUAUUGUAAUAUAUACACAUACCUGUGUAUGUGUAUUAUAAUAAUUAAUCAUGGAACGUCAAUUGCGCUGCGGCGAUUCCGCAUUUCCAGAUAUUCUCAUGAAAUCGUGCAGACUAGACGUGUUCGACGCGGGGCGGGGGGAAGUGGUAAUAGGGCAGGAGGGAGGAGGAAAUAAAGUAAAUAAAUGAGUCAAACAAUAA
Molecule: messenger RNA, 6510 nt
Organism: Athalia rosae (coleseed sawfly)
Lineage: Eukaryota; Metazoa; Arthropoda; Insecta; Hymenoptera; Athaliidae
Gene: alpha-Man-IIb
Product: alpha-mannosidase 2
Exons: 6
Coding region: 1342-4638 (1098 amino acids)
Biological process (GO): N-glycan processing; mannose metabolic process; protein deglycosylation
Cellular component (GO): Golgi membrane
Molecular function (GO): alpha-mannosidase activity; carbohydrate binding
Source: RefSeq, a predicted model, not a curated record